Molecule: messenger RNA, 5722 nt
Organism: Syngnathoides biaculeatus (alligator pipefish)
Lineage: Eukaryota; Metazoa; Chordata; Actinopteri; Syngnathiformes; Syngnathidae
Gene: nectin4b
Product: nectin cell adhesion molecule 4b
Exons: 11
Coding region: 393-2168 (591 amino acids)
Biological process (GO): heterophilic cell-cell adhesion; homophilic cell-cell adhesion
Cellular component (GO): adherens junction
Source: RefSeq, a predicted model, not a curated record
UUCACAGCGGCACGCGAACGCAGCGCGGCCCUGGAGGCGUGGCUUGCGCGACCCACUCAGCAGCAGGUGCAACCGCGGCAGUCGGGACGUUGCUUUCCGCGUGUCGCCUCGAUUUAUUUUGCCACUUCACCGGAUAGUCAACACUUUCGCUGACUCGUCGGUUGUUCGGCAAGCAGCCGAGGUGGCGAAAUCACCCAAAAACGAAUUUAUUUUGAAGUUUGGGUUUUUUUUUUUUAGUCGUCUGAAAGACGUCGAGGCACCUGGACGAGCGUCCGCGCUCCUACGCCAGUGAACUCACGUUAUGGUUGUUUAGGAGUCAUGGGAGAUAUUUUUUGCUUUUGAUUUGUUUUUUAAGCAGCCCCGAUAAAGGCGGCAUCAUUUGUGGAAGCAUUAUGGAAGUUACUCAGCGAAAUGCAAACUUUUCGCCGCUGCUCGUCGCUUUGUUAGUGGCGUGCGCGCACGGCGUCUUCAUCGAGCCCCUCCGCGCCGUCACGUCUCAGCGCUCGCUGGCCGAGAGCGCCACUCGGCUGCCGUGUCGCUACCAGGGCGGCGUGGGCGAGAAAGUGGUCCAGGUGACUUGGUACAAGGAACUGCGUGACGGCACCAAGGACCAGAUCAUCACCGCCCACUUCUCGGAAGGACACACGGAGUUCGGACGCUACGCGGGUCGCGUGAGGUUCGAGAGCGACAAGCCCAUCGUCAACUCGGCUCUCCUCAUCCCCAACACAGAAGAAUCUGACGACGGCACGUACACUUGCCACAUUUCCACGUUCCCCAACGGAAACUUUGAGAGGCGCAUCACGCUGACCGUGUGGGUCCUUCCCAUCUCUUCGCUGGAGCCGGUGGUGCUGGCGGAGGGCCAGUCGUUCCGCGUGGCCGCCUCAUGCCGCGCCGUGGGCCGCCCGCCGCCCGCCCUCUCCUGGGACGCCGCCGUGCCGGGCCAGGUCCAGAACCGCACGAGCGAGGGGGGCUCGGUCUCCAGCUACUUCUCGCUGCACCCGCUGCGAAGCAUGAACGGGAAGCGGCUGGACUGCUUGGUGCAGCACCCGGGCCUGGAGCGCCCGCGGCGGAUCGCUAAUCAGCUGGUGGUGCACUAUCCCCCAGACGCCACCAUCACGGCCACGACGGACGACUGGUUCUCGGGUCUCGAGCGGGCGGCGCUCACCUGCGACUCCGCCGGCUUCCCCGCGCCCCAAAACUUCACCUGGACGUGGAGGGGCGGGGCCCUGCCGGACGGCGUCACGACGUCCGGAGCGCGUCUAAUCUUCGACCGGGCCCUGCGGCUGGACGACAGCGGCCUAUACCAGUGCGCCGUCGCCAACGAAGUGGGCGUGGCCAAGGCUGACUACUUGAUGACUGUGACUGCUUCUUUCCUCGCAGAGAAGUCCCAGCGCAAGGAGGCGGCGCCGUCCGACUCGUCCACGCUGAUCGUCAUCAUCGGCGCCUCGGCCGCGGCCGCCGUCCUGGUCAUGGCCGUCGUCGUCCUGCUGCUCGUGCGCCACCACAGACGCCGCAACAAAAAGCUAGAGAGGCAGCUUAGCGUCAAAACGGAGGAAAUCAACACUUUGACCCGCCAGGCUUCCUUUAGGAGGAUCAACUCUGUGGGCUCUGACCCACGAGCACAGUCCGAAGACUAUUCUCUGCUCAGAUCGGACAGCCGCAUGAAAAACAGCCAAGGGUCCCUGGAGCGACCCAACUACAAAGACAGCCAGUCCACUCUGGGCGGCAGGUGGGCGCCGAUGGGGGUGUCGGAGGGUCCGGGCCGCCCCGUCGCCUGGCACGACGAAAGCGACAACUGCGGGUUGGAAGCGGCCGAUUUGGAGACGGACGACACCAGGAGGAGGACCGACUCUUACCGGAAGAGCAGCAACAUGUCGCUGGUACUGGAUUCUGGUCUUCCGUCCUCCCUACUUCCUUUGAAAGUGCAUUCGGACGACGCGGUUGGACCGAGAUCCCCGUCGGAAGUCGGCGAGGUCUCUGUGCCCCCUCCGGAAGAGAAUUGGAGUCCGCCACCCCCGGCGGAGAGGCCGGAGGACGAGGAGGAUGGCGGCGAAUCGUACCAACUGUCCCAAGCGCUCACAAAUCACUUUUACUACAGCAACGGCGUGCUCCGACCCCGCCCCCACGCCAACGCCAUCCUUCUGCACCCUCACGGUCAGCUCAUAUAGACAAGUGAGGCAGGUCCACUCAAGGCGGGAUUGGUACUCUCACAGUUGCACAGGAUCCCGCAAAUCAGAUCAUUAGCGCCAACAAUUUCUACCGCAGGAACUUUAACCCACAAAACUUGGAACUUUUGAAAGACCAUCGUGUUAACAUUUUUCACUGGGGUCAUUUAUUGGGGGCCUUCUUGCUAUGUGGGGGUAGUACAGUACUAUGUAGAAGUCCAGAAACCGCGAGAAAAGUUGCUGUGACAGAAAAUCUGCCUUUUCCACCGGAAGAACUUUUAACUUGAUACUUUUGGACGACUAUUGUGAAGUAUGCUGUAAAUUUUGUUUCUGUUGGUUAUAAGGGUAGAAAAGGGUACUUUCGAGAGGUGCAAGAACCAGGAGAAUUGCCGCAUCGGAGCCAGAUCAGAAGAUCGAUCCUUUCCACCAAAGGAUCGUUACCCUAGAACUAGGAACCUUCAGAGGACCUAUCUAUGUUUGGAGCAAAUGUCUACAAAGUGUAAUUUAUCAGGGGCAAAAGAUGAACCUUUCGCAAAGUCCUGGAACUUUUUGGAAAACCGGUGCCAUUUCCAGUGUAGGACCUUUGUGAUCUAUUGUGUAAUUUAUCAUUACGAUCUAGAAAAAUUGCAGUGACAGAAGAUCUGGUAUUUCACCCCGGAACUAAGAACUUGGGCUGUUGUGUGGUUCCACUGUAGGAACUAUUCCAUUCAUUCAUUUAGUCUUUUGGAUCAUUUGGCAGACCAGAAGAAGACCCUGCCUGGUGGGAUUGUGAUUUUCAAAGGUCCAGAAACCUUUGGAAAACUGCCGUGACAGGGGAUCCCGUAUUAGUUCUCAGAAUAACUUUUUUCCCUUUUGGUGGACCACAGAAUUUUUGACUUAAGUCACAAAAAGCUCGAUUGAGGAAUACUGGGAAAACUGCAUUUCCACUGUAGGAAGAUCAGCACUGGAACGUGCAAGUUUUGGAAGACCAUUGAGCGUUUGCACUUACAGGAGUUCGUGAACAAAUUCAGUUCUGAUCAUUUAUCGUGGCCCCAAAACAAAAGGAUAGUCCACCUGUUAUUUUAUUGGAACUUUUUAAGUUUCAGGAUCUGCAUCUACCAAUAAGUAAAGGUUCCUAGAACUUGUCUUCCGUGGAAAACAGUUGUCGUACGGCGACGGUUCCCUUCAACAUAACAGGAUGUGAAAAGAAACGGAUGGGCGUUAACCCGAUACGACCUCAGAACCGGAAAAUUUCCGGAUCGACUUUAUGAUCCUAUUACCUAUCAGUGCCUUUCGCUUUUGUAUUAUUAGUAUUUUGACCUAGAGAAUUCCAUGGUUACUGUUUACAUUGUUUCUGAGCUACAUGUAUGAAAUGCAGAUGGUGGGAGGGGGGUGGGGUCAAGUGGAGACCGGGCCAAAGCUUGAGUUUCAUAGCACAGUGUUGAUACCUUUCAUUGCGUUACGUGCAACAACUCGAACCGUUUACUUGUAAAUGUUUAUUCAUCAAAGCACAGCAUCAUCAUCUUAAAAAGAAUUCUUGAAUUGUGACGUUUUUUUUACGUAGAUCAAACAUUUUUGUCAGGCAACGUUUGACGAAAUUUGUUUCAAACUACGCUAAGCUAGCCACGCUCAAGAAGCCAUGCCUGAAAAACACGGCAAAUCUAUAAUUUGGGUUUGAAGCAGAACUUUUUAGGGGGUCCUGGACAGACAUUCUUUACACAAGUGCUUCGUUAAAUUUGUUGUGUUUAAGCGUUUUGUAGACUUGCCCGGGAAUUCAAUCUGACGGAGAAACUUUAUUGGCUGUUGACUACGUAUUACGUCACAAGACACACAACAUGGCUAAAAAUGAAAACUGGCUUUCGGACUACAGGAAGGUGACGCAGAACGUCUCUUGAUCCGUCACCAAAUGCGAGAACUAGCUACAACUUGGCACAUGCGCCGAAACGAUGCGCAGUAAUGGCUUCUUUGUACUCCCCUUGUGCGGCGAGCGCGCUGACAUCACUCCGGGCGUAGUUCGCCUUUAAGAAAAAUGGCGUCGGCCGUAGACAGACGCUAAAAAUGUUCUAAUUUUUCAAGUAAAUGCAGUGUGGCGGCAGUUGCAGCUCUCGUCAAAAUAAAGUAGUACAAUAUUCUAAGUUCGCUCGUAUUGGAGUCCAAAAAGUUUUGAUUUGCUUUUCCAUCUGACCACAAAUUUAUGGGGACUCCUACUAAUCAUGUACUACUACGCUCAGAUAAUAACUCUUAACAUGUUUUUUUUCUUUAAAAUUUUGCAACUGCUUCAUUUUGUUUCACUUCACUCGAGCAGUGGAAGUCUGAAGCGCACUGGGAACUUGUGCCAGGCGAUAUGGCCGAAAUUUGAGAUCACAUUUUUUUUUCCUCCUUAAUGACCAUAUUCCAUGAGAUUUAUGUUGUAUUCAAAUUAAUAAUCCAUAAAACCGGAAUAGAGCAAACUGAUUUACACUGUAAAACCAGAAGGUUUAUUUAGCAAUUAUUAUCUAAAAAAUAAAUUGGUAUCCCCUGCAGGAAUUUCAAUAUAUUCAAAAAUGAGUUAUGCACCGGAAUGAAACUUACCCUACAAAAACGAGAAACUUUAGGGCAAAAAAAACUCAAACGCCAGAAUAUAUUAUCCAUUUAUGGCUAUAACGUCAGAAAGUCACUUCCAGAACAAUUUGUGUGAAAUUCCAGUUUGAACAUGUCAAGAAAAUUACCGCGGAACAGUGAUUGCGAUAUAUUAUGUAACAGAAUAAUUCUGCAUACUGUUAAAUUGUGCAACUACAUUUGUAAUCAAAUAUUAUGAGUUCCAUAUUUGUCAUUUGAACUUAUUUUUAGGCUUUGGUUAUUUUGUGGGCGUCUGUCACGUAAUCGUGAGGCGGCUCCUGAACACGGCCAAGAAACCAAGACGGCGGCACGUGACGUCAUGCGGAACAGAUGCGAUGCAGCUAUUGUAAAUAAAUCAACUUUAAAAAAAUAAAACACAAGACUGAUUCUUGAGAAUGCCACACAAUUCGGACAAAAAUGUUUGCUCAGACGGCAACCCCGGGCAUUUUGUGUUUAAUAUCGGCGAUCGCUUAAGCAACCAAGCUAGCUACCGGUUGCUAAAGUAAAUAUUAUCAUAACAUUUUGUACACAUUGUGCAGACGGGAUUUGUUUCCAAAUGACAGAUGUGCCCUUUACUUGCUAGUCACCAGCAUCUCCUCCAAGUUAUUGGCGGAAGUCUGACAGAAUAGCGAAAAUUACGGAGAAUAAAAUUUUUUUUUUUUUUUUUUCCUUCCUUUGAGCAUUAAUAAAAUGUUGAUUAUAUCGAGCUUCUCGAGAUAUCGCCCAGCACUACUCAGGCCGCGAUUCAUUGCUCACAAUUCAUAGCAAACCAAAUCGUCCGAGUGAUUCCUCAUGUCUCGAAAUAUGUUUAAAUUGGCGCACUAGUGUGUCUGUCGUAAUUUUCAGUUUUUAGCAAAUUUGAAGAACUUGUACUCAACCCAUGACCUCUAAAUUUGAUUUUACGUCAUUGCGUGUGGGCGGAGCGAUGUGGCAAAGUUGAUUUUUGUUGUACUAAAUGAUGUAUUUGUGGAAAUUUCCGG